GAUCAUAGGACACCAAGUUGAGAAGCUGGCUUUGUCUCAGUUAGAACGUAACACCAAAAAGAAGAAGAUGAAGUGAUAACAAGCAAUUAAUCUAGUGUAUGAAUACUUUCCUGAAUCAUUUGCUUGCGAAGUAAUCAUAUUUCAAAAACAGUCGAUGUUUGUACCGAUAUUUUCAUUCGGGUCCCUUCUUUCAUGAGUGCGGUUACCCUAUGUAGUGCGAAACAGAUAGCAUUUGUGAUUAUAAAUACCACAGUGGCUAGCAGUUCAAUGUUGCAGUACAUAUAUUCAACAUCAACAGUUUCGACAAGACCAUCUUGCCGCUCUGAUGUCGUUGUUUCUCAGAAACUAAAAAUGGCAGUCAAGUUUGUCAUUGUAACUUUUGCAUUGGCUUUUUGUUGUGCGACUGAACCGGUAAAAGGCGAAGAUUUUCAUCUCAAACGAGAGACACCUAGUGGGAGCUAUUUUGGUUUUGAGCUGCUGAUUACCCAACUAGAAAUUCUCGAACAGAAGUUGGAAAAAAUUUAUAUUCUUGAACAGAAAUUGACAAAAUUAGAUAUUAUUGAACAGAAGUUAACAAAAUUAGAUAUUGUAGAACAAAAAUUAUCCAGAAUGCAAAAGGCAACGGUGAAUACUGUAUUCGAGUCAUGUUUGGAAGUACCAUUCAACAUUUCGAGAAAAUAUCAACUUCAACCCGAUUUUAACGAACAAUUGUUUGUGGGUUAUUGUGAACAGGAAAAGUUUAAUGGUGGAUGGCUCGUAGUUCAGCAUCGUUUCGAUGGAUCGGUUGAUUUCUACCGUAACUGGAUGGACUACAAGAAUGGAUUCGGAAAAAUUGAUGGAGAAUUCUGGAUAGGACUUGAAAGGCUGCACAAGUUGACGAAGGAUAAAAAAGUGAGACUGAUGGUGGAAAUCAAAGACUAUGAUGGCAAUUAUGGUUAUGGUAGUUAUGAUGAAUUUGAAAUUGGUGAUGAAGAUGAGAAGUAUGUGCUCAAACGAUUAAGCGGGUAUUCAGGAACUUUAAUAGAUUCGAUGAGUAUUACCAAGGGAAGAAAGUUUACAACGCGAGAUAGUGAUAAUGACGAAAACAAAAGUGGCAAUUGUGCACAAAUAGAGAAGGGAGCUUGGUGGUAUAGUAGUUGUGGCAAUACCAAUCCAAACGGACCAUUCAACAACGAAGGAGACUGGAAGAAAAUUUACUGGUACACUGCAAAAUAUUUUUGCUGGUAAUCAGCAAACUUUGCUGAUUUUUGGCGUGCUGAUUGCAUUCAGCAAUACAAAUUACUGAGUAUCAGCAAUUAUUUUUCAACUUGCUGAACCAUCCAGCAAUUUUGACAGUUGAUCAGCAAAGUUGUGCUGAAAUUCAGCAAAAAUGUUGCUGAAAUUCAGCAAUUUCUUUUGCUGAUUUUUGGCGUGCUGGAAGCAUUUCAAAAAUUUUGGUGUGUAUAGUCACGGAAAAGGAUUUGGUUUAAAUUACUUCA
Molecule: messenger RNA, 1478 nt
Organism: Aedes albopictus (Asian tiger mosquito)
Lineage: Eukaryota; Metazoa; Arthropoda; Insecta; Diptera; Culicidae
Product: fibrinogen-like protein A
Exons: 2
Coding region: 193-1227 (344 amino acids)
Source: RefSeq, a predicted model, not a curated record